This is a messenger RNA of Acaulospora morrowiae, 201 nucleotides long. Lineage: Eukaryota; Fungi; Glomeromycota; Glomeromycetes; Diversisporales; Acaulosporaceae. The record is from the annotation of a GenBank genome assembly.
AUGAGUACUAACUAUUUUAAAGAGACAUCCUCUAAAAUACAGGAAAUAAUAAGAAUAACUAGACAACUCACAGAUAAAUGGAUGGGACCUGUGAAACAAGAGUUAAGCACCCAAAAAUCAAAUAAUCAAAAUAUAAAGAAAGAGAAGGGGAUUCUUAAUCAGAAAAUAGGAAUAGAUGAAUUAGCUGAAAUAAUAAAUAAU